This is a messenger RNA of Akanthomyces muscarius, 336 nucleotides long. RefSeq lists its product as uncharacterized. The transcript has a single exon. The record is from RefSeq and is a predicted model, not a curated record. Lineage: Eukaryota; Fungi; Ascomycota; Sordariomycetes; Hypocreales; Cordycipitaceae. Bases 1 to 336 code for a protein of 111 amino acids.
AUGUUCAGCGCUAAUCAAAACGUCUUUGAUGUCAUCGAUUUUGGGAUGUCAGCAGUAGCAGCAGAUAAUAAUGACCCAGCAGCGGCUCAGACCGGCAGUCGGCUAGCAACAACGCCUUGGGCGCCGCUUUGGACAGCAACGUCAACACGUCGCUUGUGGCCCUAUUGCGCCGCAGCCUUUAGCGGCAGCCGGACAAUGUCGGCGGCGCUGGAGCGGCUCCUGGACGUGACGCAGGACGACGCGAGCAAAGCGUUCCAAGUAGCCACAUCCGUGCAGGAGGCGACGAGCAACGCUGUGCAAAAGUGUGCCUGCAAGCAAAGCUCGCCGACGAAGUAG